Blumeria graminis f. sp. triticale is the source of this 339-nucleotide messenger RNA. NCBI's taxonomy places the organism in Eukaryota, Fungi, Ascomycota, Leotiomycetes, Helotiales, Erysiphaceae. The record is from the annotation of a GenBank genome assembly.
AUGACUUGCCACAGGCUAAUCUCAUCCCGUGACAACGAGGGCCGGAGAGCGAAGCGGGCAAUGAUUGGCAUUCGGGCGGUGGCAGAUGAUGACCUCCCGAAUCUGCCCUCGCUAGCUAAAUCUGGCCUGACUGUUGCUGUCGAUUUUGCACUGCCUGCAGCUAGGUUUGUUGAAGUUGCUUGUUCUACCCAUGUGCAGAUAGUCGGAUGCCCCUCCGCAGUCCCAGGCUGCGCAAGUGCGGGUGUAGGAGACACGCAGUCGACGUUGCACAUGACUCUCAUUGACCCGGUCCAUCCUUCCCCGCCAGAACGAGCAAAUCAAUCGCCGUGGGUCACAUGA